This is a messenger RNA of Cercocebus atys (sooty mangabey), 1610 nucleotides long. RefSeq names its product phosphatidylinositol glycan anchor biosynthesis, class H (gene PIGH). The coding region runs from base 278 to 841 and encodes 187 amino acids. Gene Ontology annotation, cellular component: glycosylphosphatidylinositol-N-acetylglucosaminyltransferase (GPI-GnT) complex. Gene Ontology annotation, biological process: GPI anchor biosynthetic process. Lineage: Eukaryota; Metazoa; Chordata; Mammalia; Primates; Cercopithecidae. The transcript has 4 exons. The record is from RefSeq and is a predicted model, not a curated record.
CCGGUCUAAAAAUGGUUUUAAUCCGUCCGCUGAACUAUUGCCCCCGACGGGCUUUGUUCGAAGACAAUCACAGAAGCCGGGUCAAGGCCGGCCCAGACCAACGCACAGUCAUCAGCCCCACACAGGGCUCUCGGCGCGCAACUGAGGCUGCGCAGGCUUAGGGCGGGGCAUGGUGACGCGGCUGCCGGAAGCGGGUCUGGAGCGGGCGAGACGCCUAGGGCGGGCGAUCGCUGUUUAGCUCCGCGCGGUGCGGUGCGGGCGGCCGAGUCGGGGCGUCAUGGAAGAUGAGCGGAGCUUUUCGGAUAUCUGCGGCGGCCGCCUGGCCCUGCAGCGCCGCUACUACUCCCCGUCCUGCCGGGAAUUCUGCCUCAGCUGCCCUCGGCUCUCGCUGCGUUCGCUCACCGCUGUCACCUGCACGGUGUGGCUGGCGGCCUACGGACUCUUCACCCUCUGCGAGAACAGCAUGAUCCUCUCUGCUGCCAUCUUCAUCACCCUCUUAGGUCUGCUUGGUUAUCUCCAUUUUGUGAAGAUUGAUCAGGAGACUCUGUUAAUCAUUGAUUCCCUUGGCAUUCAGAUGACUUCAUCUUAUGCUUCAGGCAAAGAAAGCACUACCUUCAUAGAAAUGGGCAAGGUCAAGGAUAUUGUCAUCAAUGAGGCUAUUUACAUGAAGGUGAUUUACUACCUCUGCAUCUUAUUGAAGGAUCCAGUGGAACCACAUAGGAUAUCCCAAGUAGUACCUGUCUUCCAGAGUGCUAAGCCCCGGCUGGACUGCUUGAUUGAAGUAUACAGGAGCUGCCAGGAGAUCCUGGCACACCAGAAAGCCACAUCAACAAGCCCAUGAGCCCCAGCGUUCAGAAGGCCAGCAUUGUCUUCCAUGGGAGAUGACUCUUAAACCAUAGGGGCUGGUUUUCUGUACUCUAAACCAUCAGGUGGACACAGUCCUAGGAACCAUUAUCGGUGUAGUGCAUCUCAGAGCCAUAGAGCAGGUGACUGAAAAUCUAAGUGUAUUUCCAUGUACUGUAGUGUUUUCCUUGUAAAGUUUUGCCUACUUUACCAAAGGAGGGGAGACCUUAAGAAUUUUGACACAGUAUAUCAAAAGUAAUGUCAGCAAAGAACACUUUGUGAAAUUGCUAACCAUGUUCAGGUUUACUUUGUUGAUGUUUGUGAAGCAAAACCUUGGGAAACUGACGUCAGAUGUCUUGAGCAAGGUGUAUUUUCCAAUAUUACCCCUUGUGUAAAGUUACAAAAAAAAACCAAGCCCUCCACGUACUGGUUAGCAGGAAGAAAUGUCCUACAAAAGGUGAGUCUGUCAACCUAGCGCCUGUGUUCUGUACAGGGCUUAUUUACUCUUAAUAAACAGAUCUUCCAAAACACACAGUUACCUGAUUCACAGAUAGCUGCUUUUUAUUGACAAACAAGAUCAUGGUAUUUCAGUCAUGGUGUCAAGCACAUUAAUACUUUUCUGUUACUCAGCAAUUUUUUAAAAUCAGUUCAAAAGCUACUUUUGCCAAGAGGGAUGAGACAAAAGGCCACACAGAAAUUUGACUUUGGUUUUCAGACACGGGACUCUCAUGUUAACAAAGAAUAAAUAAGCAAAUUAUUGAAUCCUU